AUGAAGGCGGUGGAUCUGUUGACGAAAAGUUUCGAAGAAGGGAAAUACGAGGUCAGGAUGAAUUACUACCCAGCAUGCCCGGAACCUGAGAGAGCAAUAGGCCUGUUGCCACAUGCCGACAUCUUGGGGAUCACCCUAUUGAUGGAGUGCGGCAACAUCCCUAGCCUUCAGGUCCUUAGCAAGGACAACUGCUGGGUCACGGUUCCACCCGUUCCCGGCGGCAUCGUUGCGAAUUUAUGUCAAAUCAUGGAGGUUUACAGCAAUGGCACGUACAGAGCGCCGGAUCAAAGAGCAGUGGUGAACAAAGAGAAGGAGAGGGUGUCCAUAGCAACCUUUUGCUAUCCUAGCCCGUCUCUUCCGGUCGGGCCUUCUCCACAGCUCCUCGCAACCACCGGACUCCCCCCUAUCUAUCAAACCCUCUCGAACUCUGGAGAAUUCCUGCAGUGCUUCUUAAGCCACAAGCUUGAUGAUGCGGUUCCUUUCAUCGACACUCUCAAGCUGUAG
Messenger RNA from Eucalyptus grandis, 504 nucleotides. RefSeq names its product probable 2-oxoglutarate/Fe(II)-dependent dioxygenase. Lineage: Eukaryota; Viridiplantae; Streptophyta; Magnoliopsida; Myrtales; Myrtaceae. The transcript has a single exon. The coding region runs from base 1 to 504 and encodes 167 amino acids. The record is from RefSeq and is a predicted model, not a curated record.